Molecule: messenger RNA, 1341 nt
Organism: Rhodotorula toruloides NP11
Lineage: Eukaryota; Fungi; Basidiomycota; Microbotryomycetes; Sporidiobolales; Sporidiobolaceae
Product: phosphatidic acid phosphatase type 2/haloperoxidase
Exons: 8
Coding region: 1-1341 (446 amino acids)
Biological process (GO): inositol phosphoceramide metabolic process; sphingolipid biosynthetic process
Cellular component (GO): inositol phosphoceramide synthase complex
Molecular function (GO): inositol phosphoceramide synthase activity
Source: RefSeq, a predicted model, not a curated record
AUGGCAGCCGGUCUGCGUCGCCUGCGUCUUGGCACCCUCCUCGCGACGGUGGGUGCGGUGCUGCUGCACUGUCGGUGGGUGCUGCUGAAUGGCGCAUCGGUGCCAUACAGGUUGUGGACUGUUCUCGUCGGAGCAUUUCCUCCGUUCCUGUGGACGUUUCUGUUCAAGCAGGCGAAGCACAUCCCCAGCGACAUCCGUCCGCCCAUACACAUCGACCUCCUGCCACGCCUGAACCGUCUCCUCCUCGCGCCAGCAGGAAUCCUCCUCGUCACCCUCUCGCUCCUGCCGCUCGCCCGCGUCGUCUAUUAUUGGAGCGAUGGGGACAAGAAGGGCGAGGAGCGCGGGAGGGGGAGGGCGUACGCGGCGAGCAUCUUGGCGUUCCCGACGCUGUUGUGGCUGUCGGCCAAGCUGGGCGAGGCAGAAGUGAGCAACCACCUCGACCUCCUCGCCUUCGGCUCCUACGGCGCCCUCCACUUCGCCUCGCCCAUCAUCGCUGGCUGGUGGAUCUGGGGCUUCGGGUCGCAAGGUGCCGCGUGCGCGUUUGGAUGGACGCUGGGAGCGCAGAACUUGGCGGGGUUGGCGACUCAUUUGGUUUUCCCGAACGCGGCGCCGUGGUUCUACGACGUCUACGGCAUCGAUGCCGCACAACCCGACUACUCCUACCCCGGUAACCCAGCUGGCCUGAUCCGGGUAGACAGCAUCCUCGGCACCCACAUCUACACCAAAGCCUUCGGCCACGGCCCCGUCGUAUUCGGCGCCAUCCCCUCCCUCCACGCCGCGACGUCCAUCUGCUGCGGCUUGUUCGUCACACGAUACUCCAGGGGCUAUAGAGGGUUGAGCUUUAUGCUUGUUUAUUGCUUUUGGAUGUUUUGGUCAACGCAAUACCUCCACCACCACUUCGCGAUCGACCUCCUCUGCGGGACCUUCUACUCCCUCCUCUCCUUCACCCUCUUCGAGCGCACUCGCCUCCGCGCUCUCGACCGAAGACACUACUCCCUCGGCCUCACAAACGGCUACGAGCGGCUGUUCUACGCGCGGAGGGACGGGGAGAAUUGGGAUGAGUAUGGCGAGAGGAUGUUGAGGCGUCUUGGAGGCGAGGGGGAGGAAGGGAAGGAGGGAGCGCUUGCAUUGAGCAGGAGCUCGAGCGGGGGAAGUGUGGGACGCGUGCCGGUUAACAGACCGGUCGGGUACGAGGCGGUACCUGAAGCGGCGGAGGAGGAGGGGACGACGGUGUUUGCCUCGCGGGACGGGGACGAGGAUGAAGAGGCGGACGACCGGCCCCGCUACGGCUCUCCAUCACGGUACGCGACUCCGAAUAGGAGUUUCGCCUCGCUGGCGUGA